AUGGAUCCAGACGGAACUGGGGGAAGCGCCGCGUGCGUCGUGGAGCACAAGGAAUGCGAGGGGAAGGACACUUACCUGUUGAAGGAGGAUCGGCUGGGGCGUCUCCUGCUGAAGGCGGACUGCAGGGACAAGCCGGUCGCGGUCGUGUCCAUCGCCGGGGGGGCGAGGCGGGGAAAGUCCUUCCUACUGAGUCUCUUCCUGAGAUACCUCAGGGCCAAGGCAAAUUGGCUCGAGAGGGAGGACACUCCGAUCGGAGGGUUCGCCUGGAAAAUGAGUUCUAAGAGAGUCACGACGGGGAUCCACAUCUGGGAUGAGCUUUUCACCGUGCGACUUGCCGAUGGGAAAGAUGCGUGCAUACUCCUGAUGGACACCGAGGGCACCUUCGACUGCGAGGAGUCCCUCGCCCACUCCGUCACCGUGUUCGCCCUCAGCACCCUCCUCAGCUCCGUGCAGAUCUACAAUCUCAAGGACAACAUCCACAUGGACGACCUCUUGCAUCUCCAGACUUCUGGGAAGCAACGAGAUGACGUGAAGAAAGUGAAGGAAGACAUCAAGUAUUGCUUCAGGAAGCUCGACUGCUUCCUGAUGCCUUACCCGGGAGAGAAAGUGGCCGGGGAUCCGGAUUUCAACGGGUCCCUUUCCGACGUGAACGAGGACUUCAAGGUCCAGCUGCAGCAUUUAGUACCGAGACUGCUCUCGCCAGAGAAUCUGGUCGUGAAGACGAUCGCCGGCAAGCCCAUCACGUGCAAAGAACUCUUGGAAUACUUCAAGACUUACGUGGGAGUCUACAACAACCGAGCGGAAAUCCCCGAGCCGAAGAGCAUCUUCGAAGUAACGACGAAAACCCGUCUCGUACCCGCCAGGUACCUCUCAAGUACCCGCCAGGCACCAUUUAAAACCACCCUGCGCGAGCUCCUCGAGAGGUACAAGAUACAUCGAGAUUCCAGAGAGGAAAGGACCAGAUCAGAGCUGAUGGAAGCGGCGAACCGGGUCCUUCGGAAGUACGCAGAGGACAUGGUCGACGUCAUGAGGACCGUUCCUUUGUUGACGAGAAAAGAUCUGCAGGAAAAACACAAAGAGAAAAAGAAAAUGACGAUUCAGAAUUUCAUGGAGAAAAAGGGUAUUGCUAAUGAAGAUGUCGAGUCGCAGUCCGCGAUUUACUUCACCGAUAGACAGUGGAGGGAGAACACAGCCGAUCUGGAGCUGAGAAGCAUCGUCCAAUCCGUCGUCUUGGUCUACGGCACCCACAUGGGCCGAUCGUGCGAUGGAGCCGUCCUCACGGAGGAGGAACUGGAAAACGAGCACGAGAAGUACCACAAGGAGGCGAUCGACGCCUUCUCGCACGGAACGAAAAACACUCCGUGUCCCUAUCUUCUGGAUGAACAAAGGAACAACUUGACAAUCUCUCUUGAUGGGCAGUACAAGAACUACAUCGAGCUCAGAGAGUCAAAAGAAAGGAAAGCAAAAGUGGAACUGAUGAAUGCCACUGAGGAGGCUAUGGAAAAGUACAGUCAACAUAUGAGCAAAUUGCUGAUCGAUUUGAUAAGCGAAGAGGAUCUGAACGGCACGCACGAAAUUUACCUUCGGGAAGCAAUGGAAUCCUUGGGAGAGACGGGCAAAAAGUACCCGCACCUCGUAAAGGAAUACAAAGAAGACUUGAGCCAGCGCAUGAGAAGCCAGCACGAGAGAUACAAGACCUUCAGAUCCUCCCAAGAGCAAAAUGCAGUCGUGACUCUCCAGGACGCUCUGGCACGAAGCCUGCAGAACUACGAGCUCGAGAUGUCCUGCCUCUGCGGUGGCAGGGAUGGCAGUCACCUCCUCACCGAGAAGGAUCUCACAGUCGGACAUAAGAAAUUUCGCAAGGAGGCCCUGGAGACAUUCUGGACGACGGGAGUGCAGUGGCCCCACCAUGCGGAGACAUACAAGGACCAGCUGGAGGAGUGUGUCAUCAUCAUCAUCAUCGGAAGAGGAGCGUCUUCCGUGGCCGGUCCUCAUGGAAGUUCUCGCAUUUCCAGGGGCCUCCUUCGUCCAACAGAAGGCUCGGUUAUCUUCGGAGCAUUCAUGGUUGCGGAGGAUAAGAUGGAUCCCCCGAAAGUCCUAAUUCGUCUGACGGAAGCAAGAGAUAAGCUGGAGAGAAGAAGGAAAUGGAAAGAAACGAGGACGAGAAAGUUGCUGGAGAAAGCAGUGAGAGAAACGGCAAGGGAGUACAUCGGCCCCUCCCGGAUGAAGACGUUCCACGGUGAAACCGUCGUGGAUCGGAAAGAACUGGCAGAGAGCCACUCGCAGCAUAAGGACGCAGUCGUGCGAUCCUUCCGGGCGAAGGGAGACUGGGCGGCCGCGUGGCUCGUCGAGGAGUACCGAGAGAUCCUGGAGACCACACUCGACUCCUGGCACGGCGCGCUGGAGAGGAAGAUGGAGGAAGAGCGGGCGAAAGCGAAGGACGUGGAGCACAUCGUGAACGUGGGCUCGGCGUUGAACACCGCGGUCGGGAGCAUGCUCGGGCCCGUCGGCGCCUUCGUGGCGGGAACCACCACGCGCGCCGUGACCGGAUUAGUCGCGCACUUCGCGGGGAAGUCGAGGUGGCAGAACAGCGUGGUCCUUCCCGACCCCGACGGCAUUCGCAUGCCCCCCGUCGACGAAGUGGUUCUUUCGUCCGACGAAGAGGAAUGAGAAGAAUGAGUGCCGUCGGAAGAACGAAAAGAGUCGCAUGCAGAGAUUCGAUUACUCGUAAAAUACAUGGUGUUUCAAAGAAAC
Messenger RNA from Darwinula stevensoni, 2754 nucleotides. NCBI's taxonomy places the organism in Eukaryota, Metazoa, Arthropoda, Ostracoda, Podocopida, Darwinulidae. The record is from the annotation of a GenBank genome assembly.